Molecule: messenger RNA, 3860 nt
Organism: Spirodela intermedia
Lineage: Eukaryota; Viridiplantae; Streptophyta; Magnoliopsida; Alismatales; Araceae
Source: the annotation of a GenBank genome assembly
AUGGCUCUCUUCAGUUUCCUCGUCCACCCGAGCCUCCGGGCGGAGUACAACAGGAUGAGCUUUGGCCACAAGAUCCUCUUCCUGGUAUGAACGCCACCGACGCAUCAGCUCCACACCGUACUCGCAAGAUCGAACGAUUUCUAGUCUCACGAUCCAUUUCUUUCUCUCUCUCUCCUCAGGUGGUGCAUGGCGUCGAUAAGCACGGGUUGUGGCACCGGCUGCCGGUGUUCCUCGGCCUCGUCUACCUCGCCUUCCGCCGGAUCCUCCACGACAACUACAACCUCCUCCCCGUCGGCAAGAUCGACUCCGUCACCCCCGACCCCCCCGCUCACCCCUUCCGCUCCAGCGACGGCACCUUCACUGACCUCUCCAAGCCCGCUGCCGGCAGCCAGAUGACCUUCUUCGGGAGGAACAUCUCCCCCGUUGACCAGCAUGGCAAGGUUGUUAUGGGCUUCCCCGUUUACCUCCCACUCUCUGUUUGUAUCCACCGUUGACACCCCGCCUUUCGGCCAGCUUAUGGACCCGGAUCCGUUCGUGGUGGCGACGAAGUUGCUGGAGAGGAAGAGCUUCAUCGGUACGGGGAAGCAGUUCAACGUGAUCGCCGCCUCCUGGAUCCAGUUCAUGGUUCACGAUUGGAUAGACCACCUAGAGGCCACCCGCCAGGUACCCUCUCUCUCUCUCUCUCUCUCUCUCUCACGACUGGAUGGACGGAAUUGCUCACGAAGAAAAAUAAUUGGGAAUAGCCUUGGCCGAUUAACAAUAACAAGCCCAAACUCAGCGUCCUUGCACGCUGUUUCCUUUGCGUGCAGUCAGAUGAGUAAGGUAGAACAGUUCAUAAUUCAUAGUUCACGAUAACUACAGUUCGGAACAAGAUUACCGAUACAAGAAUUUUAUGUGGUACGGUGGAACAAAUAUGGUUGCCCACCUCGGUAACCGUGGCAUCAAUAACCUAGGGAAACGUGGCCUGAGUCCGUGAGAAUCGGUCUUCCGGAAAAAAAUGUGGCAGCCUCGAAAGAAGGCAAGAAGAAAGUUAUAAAUAUCUAUCGUUUUCCAAGACAAAAGAAAGUUAUAAAUAUCUACGUAUCUCUAUGUAUACGCAUAUGUAUGUGCAUGAGGUUGACUUCGUGUUGCUGUGUCUCAUUGGAUGACGUAGAUCGAGCUGAAGGCACCAAAAGAAGUCGCCGGCGGCUGCCCGCUGAAGGCCUUCCGGUUCUACGGCACAGAGAGUAUCCCUACGGGCGCCGCAACGGGUAUCCGAGCCGGCCACAAGAACAUCCGAACCUCCUGGUGGUAAGAAGAUCGCAGAUUCGAUUAUUCUCCACACUAAAAAAGAAGGAAAGGAAGGGGAAAAUGAAGAGGUUUUGAUCUGCAAUGAAGGGACGGGAGCGUGCUCUACGGGAGCAACCAGGGGGUUGGGGCCCGAGUGAGAACGCUCGUGGACGGAAAGCUGAGUAUCGGGGAGGAUGGUCUUCUCCUCCACGAUGAGCAGGGCCGCGCCGUCAGUGGCGACGUCAAGAAUAGCUGGGCCGGCGUCUCGAUCCUGCAGGCGCUCUUCGUCAAGGAGCACAACGCCGUCUGCGACGCCCUCAAGGUGCAACUCCCCCUUCACCAUUCUUCUUCUUCCUCCUUCUCUUGCUAAUUGUGACGCUAACGAGCUGAGGCCUAUCCUCGCACAGAAGGAACACCCGGAGUUCGAUGACGAAAAGUUGUUCCAGUAUGCGAGGCUGGUGACGUCGGCGGUGAUCGCCAAGAUCCACACCAUCGACUGGACCGUUGAGCUCCUCAAGACCGACACCUUGAAUGCCGCCAUGCAUGCCAACUGGUGGGGGCGGCUUCUUCUCCCUCUCUUCCCCAUCGUAUUCAUGUUCACAUCCAGAGUCAUAUGUUUAUGUAUAUCCUACAUACAUAUGAUAGAUGCUCCUCGUAUGAUUCUAAGAACUUAUGGGCGUCUCUCGCGUAGGUAUGGUCUCCUGGGGAAGAGGUUCAAGAGCAUCUUCGGCCACAUUGGAGGAGCCACGCUGGGGCCUGCUUUGGGUGGCCUCGUGGGGCUCAAGGAGCCCAACGAUCACGGUGUCCCCUACUCCCUUACCGAAGAGUUCACUAGUGUUUACAGGAUGCACCCUCUCCUUCCUGACACCCUCCAAGUCAGGAAUAUCAAUGCCCCCCCGGGCCCCAACAAGGCCCCCUCUCUACUCAAAGAGUAACUCUCUCUCUCUCUCUCUCUCUCUCUCUCUCUCUCUCUCUCUCUCUCUCUCUCUCUCUCGCUCUCUCUCUCUCUCUCUCUCUCUCUCUCUCUCUCUCUGCCUCCUAAUGAAAAGUAAGAGCUUUUGGAUGCGCCCGAAUUGUCCAAUGGCUGCUUGACUUUGUGAGUAAUUUCUCUUUACAAUGAGUAGGAUCAAAAUGGAGGAACUGAUUGGAAUUAAAGGCGAGAAAGCUCUAAGCCAUGUGGGAUUCGAGAGACAGCUAGUGUCCAUGGGGCAUCAAGCUUGCGGCGGGCUUGAGCUCUGGAACUACCCCACAUUCCUCAGGGACCUCAUCGUGCAGAACACUGACGGAAGUGAGAGGCCAGAUAACGUGGAUCUUCCGACUCUCGAAGGUAAUGCUCGAUAUAAUCUAUCGUAGGACAAUUCUUUUGUUUCUGGAUCAUUCAUUUUUUUUGUCUAGGGAUUAGGUUUCUGAAGGGUUUGCUGUUAUUGACUGUGCAGUGUACCGUGAUCGAGAGAGAGGGGUCGCCAGAUACAACCAGUUCCGGAGGAGUAUGCUGAUGAUCCCCAUUUCUCGCUGGGAAGACUUGACCGAUAAUGCCGAGGCCAUAAAGACCCUGAAAGAGGUCUACGGGGACGAUGUGGAGAAGCUCGAUCUCAUCGUAGGUCUCAUGGCGGAGAAGAAGAUCAAGGGAUUCGCGAUAAGCGAGACGGCCUUCUUCAUAUUUAUCAUAAUGGCCUCCAGGUACUACUUCUGACCUAAUCUCCCAUAGAUUCAUCUAGUUGGACUAUUAACUUGUCUACUCAGGAUCUCUUACGUUAUGCUCGAGCAUUGUUUGAAGAAGGGUUGGGCCUAGAGACUUUCUGAGCCAACCCGUCGAAUGAUAACCCUUGUAUGAAGGUCCAUGGAGUGGGUGACCCCAGAGCCUGGUCUGGGUGCAUUCCGAAUUUCCUUUGGGCUUUAGGCCUCUUAGUCAAGCCCUCACCGGUCCUUUCUUGAAAUUGGGCUCCCUUCUCUCUCUCUCUCUCUCUCUCUCUCUCUCUCUCUCUCUCUCUCUCUCUCUCUCUCUCUCAACCCAUUUUCUGGGAUUUUUACGAGGACACCUACCAGCCUUGGGUUGAGUGGAAGGGACUGGGCUGAUUGGGACCGCUGGGAAUGACACCUAUCCAUUAAUUUCAUAAAAUGAGACUUGUCGUCCUCUUAACCUUAGUUUUGCAUUAAUUGACAUAUAAUCUCGCAAAAUUAGUCAUAUUAUCAUAUCAACCAAAGCUUUCCAUCCGUUAAGGCAUGGAUUCAUAAACUGCAUCGUAUUAUCAUCUCAAUCAAGGUUUUCCAUCAAUCAAGGCAUGGUUUCAUAGAGUGAGUGAUCUGAUCCGGAGUUAUAUGAUGAGAAGCUCACUGAUGUCAAAUAUUGUAUUUGCUCUUGUAGGCGGUUGCAAGGUGAUAGAUUCUUCACAAGCCACUUCAACGAGCAAGCAUACACCAAGAAGGGGCUUGAAUGGGUCAACAAGACAGAGAGCUUGAAGGACGUCCUUAACCGUCAUUACCCAGAGAUCACUAAAAAGUGGAUGAACUCCACAAGUGGCUUCUCAGUGUGGGAUGCUUCUGUCGAGAAGGCUAAUUGGGUACCACUCUACUUGAGGAUCCCCAAGUAA